CACCAGCAAAAUCAUCCGCCGAUUGAAGCGUCGAUUCGAUCAUUUCUCACAGCAGUCUACCACUACCAGCCAACCAAGCUGCAGCCAUGAAGGAAGCUCUCAUCGCCCCCGGGCCCAAAGUCCAGAUCGUGGACUCACCGAUCCCCGAGCCAAAUGACGACCAGGUGCGGAUCAAGGUCGUGGUCAGCGGGUCCAACCCCAAGGACUGGAAGGUGCCCGAGUGGCAGAACACCGUCAUCAACCAGGGCGACGACAUCGCCGGCGUCGUCGACAAGGUCGGCGCGAACGUGACCGAGUUCAAGCCCGGCGACCGCGUCGCCGCCUUCCACGAGAUGAUGUCCCCGCACGGCAGCUACGCCGAGUACGCCAUCGCCUGGGCCCACACGACGUUCCACAUCCCCAAGACGACCAGCUUCGAAGAGGCAUCAACCAUCCCCCUCGCAGCCAUGACCUCCGCCAUCGCCCUGUACAACCACCUAGGCCUCCCCGAGCCAUGGCGACCGGCCGACCCCGGCGCGGACCCCACCCCGCUGAUCAUCUAUGGCGCCGGGUCUGCGGUGGGCGCGUUCGCCAUCCAGCUGGCGCGGCGCAGCGGCAUCCACCCGCUGAUCUGCGUGGCGGGCCGGUCCUCGGCCCACAUCGAGACGCUCAUCGACCGCAGCCGCGGCGACAUCAUCGUCGACUACCGCGGCGACACCGACGCCGACUCCGGAAAAGGGGUGGUGGUGAAGCGCCUGCGCGAGGCGCUGGGCGGGAGGACGUCGCUGCACGCGCUCGACGCCGUGUCCGACGCCGGGAGCCACGCGAACCUCGUCGCCGUGCUGGGCAAGGGGGCCAGGGUGGCGCGCGUGCUGGCGCCCAGGGCGGGCGACGACGCGAGCGGCGUGGAGGUCAGCCAGACCUUUGUCGGGAGCGUGCACAAGGACACCAAGGACUUUGGAUUCGUCUCCUUCAGGCUGUUUGGGCGCGGGUUGGCCGAGGGCUGGUUCGCCGGCCACCCGACCGAGGUGGUUCCCGGGGGCCUGGGCGGGGUCCAGACGGCGCUGGACAACCUCAAGGCGGGGAAGGCGAGCGCUGUGAAGUAUGUUUUCCGCAUCGCGGACACUGAAGGGGUUGCAGGGAAGUAAACUGGGGGCCUGUUGGUGAGGCUGAUGAUUCGGAAUGCCUUGUCUGCUCCAUGGUCACAAUCGGAUGCAGCAUUAUUGGGUGGUUUGGCUUGGCAGAGGCGGGUUGUUGAGAAAUCGUCAAGAGG
Phialemonium atrogriseum is the source of this 1252-nucleotide messenger RNA. Its product is annotated as chaperonin 10-like protein. The record is from RefSeq and is a predicted model, not a curated record. Bases 87 to 1127 code for a protein of 346 amino acids. The transcript is spliced from 2 exons. Gene Ontology annotation, molecular function: oxidoreductase activity, acting on NAD(P)H. NCBI's taxonomy places the organism in Eukaryota, Fungi, Ascomycota, Sordariomycetes, Cephalothecales, Cephalothecaceae.